This is a messenger RNA of Lolium rigidum, 1464 nucleotides long. RefSeq names its product probable methyltransferase At1g29790. Bases 1 to 1464 code for a protein of 487 amino acids. NCBI's taxonomy places the organism in Eukaryota, Viridiplantae, Streptophyta, Magnoliopsida, Poales, Poaceae. The transcript has a single exon. Gene Ontology annotation, molecular function: methyltransferase activity. The record is from RefSeq and is a predicted model, not a curated record.
AUGGAGGCGUUCUUCUGCUUGGCGCGGUGCCGGUUCACGCGGCUCAUGGUGGCGAUGCAGCUGGUGAUGGGCGUGCUGGUGAUCUGCAUCAGCACAGCUAGCCUCCACCGUUUCUACACCACCGACCACCUCCUCCCAGGGCUCGAUGACUCCGCCCGCUGCUCCAAGCUCCACACCGCCGGCGCCGACGGGUACGCCAGCUUCGACAUGCGCGCGCUGUCGGACCGCGUCGACGACGUGCUCGUCCAGCUCGCAGAGCUGCAGGACAAGUUGGAGGCCACGGCGCUCAAGGUCGGGAAGAAGACGAAGAAGGCCAAGGCUCACAAGCAGCAGCAGGAGAACAUGACGAUGCCGGAGUUCAGGCGGUUCCUGGAGGAGGAGGUGAUCCACCCGCUGUACAGCGCGCACAUCUCCCUGCGGCUGAUCCGCAUCCCGCGCCCCGACCCCGACGGCGAAGACGACGCUGCGCUGGAGGUCGACCCGCUCGUCAACUUCUUCAUGGCGGAGGAGACGCGCAAGUACGUGACGACCAAGGGCAACCGCGAGGGCCGGCCGAGCGUGUACGGCACCAACCGGACGUACGGCAGCAUCGGCCACGCGUGCGUGCUGAUGCGGCAGGAGCUGGACGAGUACAUGAGCUACGACGUCGGCGCCUACUGCCCGGACGACUGGGACCUGGGCCAGCGCCUCAUGCUCGGCGGCUGCGACCCGCUGCCGCGCCGCCGCUGCCUCACACGGGCCUCCAAGCUGUUCAACCGCACGCUCCCCAUCAACGAGUCGCUCUGGACACUCCCCGACGACGGCAGCGUCCGGUGGACCCGCUACCAUUGCCGCGGCUACAAGUGCCUCUCCGCCAGGAACCCGCGGCCCGGCUACACCCGCUGCGUGGGGUGCUUCGACAUGGACAGGGAGAAGCAGCGCUGGAUGGUCAACACCACGCGCAACGCGUCCUCAACGAGCGCGUCCCUGGUCGACUUCAGCAUCGACGAGGUGCUCGCGGUGAAGCCCGGGGAGGUGCGGAUCGGGCUGGACGUGAGCGUGGGCACGGGCACCUUCGCGGCGCGGAUGCGGGAGCGCGGAGUCACCGUCGUGUCGGCGGCGCUCAACCUGGGCGCGCCCUUCGCGGAGACGGUGGCGCUGCGCGGGCUGGUGCCGCUCUACGCCACCAUGAGCCAGCGGCUGCCCUUCUUCGACAACACCAUGGACCUGGUGCACACGGCGGGGUUCUUCGAGGGGUGGGUGGACUUGCAGCUGCUCGACUUCGUGCUCUUCGACUGGGACCGUGUGCUCCGCCCCGGCGGCCUGCUCUGGGUCGACAGGUUCGCCUGCGCGCGCCGUGACCUCGACGACUACAUGUACAUGUUCCUGCAGUUCAGGUACAAGAAGCACCGAUGGGUCGUCUCCUUCAAGUCCAAGGAGGAGGUCUACCUCUCCGCUCUGCUCGAGAAGCCGCCCAGGUCAUGA